Messenger RNA from Quercus lobata, 905 nucleotides. RefSeq names its product NADH dehydrogenase [ubiquinone] iron-sulfur protein 4, mitochondrial-like. Bases 188 to 667 code for a protein of 159 amino acids. Gene Ontology annotation, biological process: electron transport chain. The transcript has 5 exons. The record is from RefSeq and is a predicted model, not a curated record. Lineage: Eukaryota; Viridiplantae; Streptophyta; Magnoliopsida; Fagales; Fagaceae.
AGAGGGGCGCAAUACUAAUUCAAUAUAUUUAAGUGGUGAGAUGGCAGCACAAGUUGAAAAUAGCCAAAUGGAGCAUGAUAAAAGGAGCCACGUACAAAUUUUCCGGUAAUUUCAAGACGUAUCGUGCUGCAACCAUUACCGCCAAGUGCGUACCUUCGACCUUUGUUAGGCAAAAAAAAAAAAAAAAAUGGCGAGCUCUCAAUCUCUGCAACGAGGCCUCAAUCUCGGUCGUGCUCAUCGAUCGGUUUUCUUAUCGACUACGAGAUAUUUCUCUUCGGCUUCGGACGCCUUGGUGGAGGUCAAGCCCGGUGAGGUCGGCACAAUUUCUGGAGUACCUGAAGAACACCUUCGAAGAAGGGUCAUAAUUUACUCACCCGGCCGAACUGCUACACAACAAGGCUCUGGGAAAGUUGGGCGUUGGAAAAUUAAUUUUAUGUCUACUCAGAAGUGGGAAAAUCCAUUGAUGGGUUGGACAUCCACAGGGGACCCGUAUGCCAAUGUGGGUGAGGGAGGAUUAAGUUUUGAUAGUGAAGAAGCUGCAAAAGCAUUUGCUGAGAAAUAUGGUUGGGAAUACGUGGUCAAGAAGCGUCAUACGCCUAUUUUAAAGCCAAAGUCAUACGCUGACAACUACAAAUGGAGGGGCCCACCAAAGACCGAAGCUGAUUAAUAUGGAGUUUCCCAAAAUUCUGUUUGGGUGCUUGUGAGAAUGUAAGCUCAUAUAACAAAGCUUCUUAUGCUUCUUGUUAUCUGAUUUUUUUUAUUUGUUGUUUAUUUCACUUCACUGCAAAUAAUUGUAAUUAACAAGUUCUAUGAGAUAAUACCCUCGUAGACUUGCUUCUCUGGAAAUAAAAUUGUAAUGAACAAGUUCUAUGAGAUAAUACUCAGUGUGUUGCUCCAAUGCAUAG